Messenger RNA from Fonticula alba, 2637 nucleotides. RefSeq lists its product as hypothetical. Gene Ontology annotation, molecular function: structural constituent of nuclear pore. Gene Ontology annotation, cellular component: nuclear pore. Lineage: Eukaryota; Rotosphaerida; Fonticulaceae. The transcript has 8 exons. Gene Ontology annotation, biological process: protein import into nucleus; poly(A)+ mRNA export from nucleus. The record is from RefSeq and is a predicted model, not a curated record. Bases 1 to 2637 code for a protein of 878 amino acids.
AUGUCCGGGCACAGUGCCCCCGUGAAGACCGGCUACCGGCUGGAGCGGCUCCGUGAUGAGGCGCAGAAUAGCGCUAGCGAUGUCCUGCGCCGGGAACACUCGGUCAAGCGUCCCCUUUCCAUCCUGCAGCGUGAUUCGUCCUCCCUGGACAUCGAGCUGGACUGGGCCGACAGCAAGCUGCUGCUCUUCCGGCCUGUGGCCACCGGCAGCGAGGCGCCAGGCGCUCGCGUUGCCGGCUCCCGGACUGGCACCGGCUCCUUUGGCCCAGGACUGUCCCUCACUGGGUCUGACCUGACCCGGGACCUGUCCAACUCGCUGGCCGGCUCUUGUGGGGUCUUCUCGCAGUCGGCUUUCGUGGCUGGCGGUUCGGCCGCCACCGGAGCCGGUCCUGGCGGCCCGAAUGGCUUCCGCAUGGUGACUCACUACUCGCGUGCCAUCACCCAGCUGACCAACCAUCGGAUCUCGCGGACCCCCUUCCCCAUGGCCCUGAGUGUGCACGACUCCCUGAAGUCGGAGAAGGGCGACCGCAUUGUCAACAUCUGGGAAUUGGUGGCCUUCCUGACCGGGGAGAUUGCCCCGCCCGAGCUGGCGGGCAAAGACUACUCCAUCUUCUCGCCGGUAUACUUGGUCUCGGCUGCUCUGACCUUCCUGGAGAAGAAGUACUGCGAGUACAUCCGCCGGUGCCUGGAUGAGACCCUCCGGCAGACCCUGCCCGGGGGUGAAUUGGGCUUCGACCAUCUGGUCCGGGCGUUUGUUCGGUCGCUGGUGGCCACCGACGUGUCGAUUCUGCCGUCGCUGGAGCAGGAGGGCGGGGAAUUCUUCUGGCCGCAGAUCUACUACCUGCUGCGGUGCGGCAAGUUCGACCUGGCCGAGGCCUAUGUGCGGAGCCCCGCCUGUGCGCCGCUGGUCCGCGAGGAGCCGGAGUUCGCCGGGCUCCUCCACGAGUACAUCCAUUCUGCCGGGCAGACGGCCGGAGGCGCCUCGACCGCUGGCGGGCGUCUGCGGCAGUUGUCGCGCGACUCGCAGGGGCUGGCCCAGCAGCAAUUCGCCCGCCGGCCCCAGCGCGAUGUCUUCCGGACGGCGGUUUACCGGCUGAUUUGCCAGCUGGACACCAGCCUCAGCCCGGGGGUCAUCGCCACCACCGAAGACUACCUGUGGCUGCAGCUGGCCAUGAUCCGAAAGGAGACCGCCUUGCCAUCUCUGGCGGCAUUGCAAAAGCGUGUCCUGCGUGUGGGGGCCGACCAUUUCAGCGACCACGGCGUCAACCCGACCAACUACCUGCAGGUGCUGCUCCUGUGUGGUCUCUUCCCGCAGGCGGUGGACUACCUGUGGUCCACGCCCGGGCACCUGGAUGAUGCCUUCCAUCUGGCCGUGUGCCUGGUGUACCAUGGGCUUCUGGAGCGGGCCCCGGCGGCGACGGCCGCCACCGGUGACGGCGGUGCCCAUCGGCCCGAUGGCAGCCCGGCGCACGGUGCCUUGGCUUCAUCGUGGGCCAGCGCGGCCCUCGGCCAGUCGGUGCUCGGAGCCACGUCGUCGGCCUUCGGCGGGGCGGGCUCCGGGUCGGUGUUGGUCCCGGCCCCGGGGGCCGGCAGGACCAAUGGGUCCGGCCCGGCCGUGGCCGGAGCCCGACUCCCCUCGGCCGAGAUGGCCCUGGACUUUGCCGGCAUGCUGAUGGGGUACCUGUCGAGCGGGAUCUUCCGUGAUCUGCCGGAGCUGUCGUUCUUCUACCUGCUGCUCAUUUCCCUGGGGACCGGGGAGCGCGCGGCCCCGGGGCGUCUGGCCGCCGGGGCCGGGCCCGGCGAGGAGCAGAUCUGCCUGAACUUCCUGCAGGUGCUGCUGGUGCGGCAUCCGCACCUGAUCGAGCAGUUCCUUGGCGACGCGCCGGCCGGCCUGCCGGAUCGCGGGACUGUCGGCCUCAUCGAGAAGUAUGGCGAGCUGUUCCUGGACCCGAUGACGGUCGGGACCACUGGCGGGGCGCCCAGCCGCGCGGUCAUGGCGUACCGUCUGGCGUCGGCCGCGUCGCAGACGGCCCAGCUUCAGGGCCGUCUGGACCUGGCCGUGCGCCUGGCCUAUCUUGCCGGGGACUUCGUGCGCACGGUGGACCUCAUGUGCCUGCUGCUGGGUGACCUGAAUGCCGUGCCCGAGGAGACUCUGGCCGAGGCGCGAGGCGUCAUCGAGACUCUCAGCCGGCUGAGCCGCAGCGCGGAGCUCACCGACCGCAUCGCCACCUUGCAGCACCUGGUGUCCAUCAGCAGCGUCUUCAACCUGGAGCGCGAGGGCAACCUCGAUGGGGCGCUCGGGCUCCUGGAGACGGUGCCAUUCUCGCCGAUUGCCCUGCCCACGCAGGACUCAACCGCCGAUGCGGCCAGUCGACUGCGCCUCUCGGACGCGGCCCUCGUCGCCUCGAAGAACCCCUUCAUCUCUCGUCACAUGCCGUCGCUUGUUAGUCUGACCAGCAACCUGUUGGCCAAGAAGUACUUCCAGCUGACCGGGCGUCCGGACCCGGCUCUGCAAAGCUACCUGAGCCACAUCCGGUCGCUUCACAACCAGCUUGUGCCGUUCGUGGCCAUCAAUGCCAUCCCCCUCUCGCCGGAUAUCAACGCCAUCCUGCUGCAGCGGGACGCGCAGCUUUUCUGA